Messenger RNA from Fulvia fulva, 1326 nucleotides. RefSeq names its product Phosphatidate phosphatase APP1. The transcript has 3 exons. The record is from RefSeq and is a predicted model, not a curated record. Gene Ontology annotation, molecular function: phosphatidate phosphatase activity. Gene Ontology annotation, cellular component: actin cortical patch. The coding region runs from base 1 to 1326 and encodes 441 amino acids. Lineage: Eukaryota; Fungi; Ascomycota; Dothideomycetes; Mycosphaerellales; Mycosphaerellaceae.
AUGGACUUUCUUAAGGAAGUCGCUGACGUCGGUCGGCGCGGUGUCGUUGAUGCUCUACAAAGCGCAGCCAUCAAUCGCGACGCUCCGCUCUCUCCUGAAGUACCCGACGCCCUUCGAGCAUUCAUGCCUGACCUGUUCGACCGUUUCCCUAUAGUCUUCCCAUGGACCCGACCAGAGGCUAUUGAUCCUGCGCUGCACACAGUAUGGCUCCUCGACAAUACAGCCUUCCGCACACCUCAACCCGGAGAUCGCAGGCCUGAUCUGGGCGAACUCAUCAGCUCAAGGCAUGCCAAGCCAGAGAGGGUCGGCGAAGAUGGCAAACCACAUUCUGUCCGUGGCGGCAGUGGGUGGGAGGUCGAGUUCGUAGCGUGCUACUUUGUGAAGAACUCUGGCAGGGACCUCUCCAAAGUCGUCGGUGGCAUUGCGCACGAGCUCCAAAUCUCUGAUGAUGAUAUUGCUACCAAGAAGCGUAUUUCCGAGAGAGUGCAGCCCUUCGUGGAUACUAUCCUACCAAAGCGGACUGUGAGGAUCGCUAUCGAUGGCAAGGAACUGCAAACGCUUGGUCCGAGUGGAUACAGUGGAAUCAGCUCCAAUCUACAUCAGCUGCAUUUCCAGCCACCAACGCAGCCAUUCCAGUCCAGUGUCGUCAAUCUGCCGCCUCCAUUUGGUCUGCCUGCAACAACCAUCGCUGCUGAGGAACGUGGCUGGGGUAUCAUCUCAGACGUUGACGACACCAUCAAAAUCACCCAAACCCCCUCCCCUCUCGGCAUCCUCCACAGCACCUUCGUCGUCGAAGACCCAAACCCAGUCCCCGGCAUGCCAGCCCUCUACGCCCACAUCCAGUCCACCCUCCAAACCCCACCCUUCUUCUACCUCUCCGCCUCCCCCUACAACCUCUACCCCUUCCUCCGCCAAUUCCGCGAAGCGCACUAUCCACAAGGCACUAUCAUCCUCCGCGACGCAUCCUGGCAGAAUCUCGGCGGCCUCAUCGCCUCCCUCACCCAGGGCACCGAGCAGUACAAAGUCGACCGCAUCAAGAAAAUCCACUCCUGGUUCCCGCAUCGCCGCUUCGUUUGUAUUGGAGACUCCACCCAGGCGGACCCGGAGAGUUAUGGCGAGAUUGCGAGGAAGUUCCCCGGCUGGGUUAAGGCAAUUUAUAUCAGGAAAGUAACGGGGAUCGCGGAGAUGGACGAGCAGAAGAAGAAUUCGGAUGAGAGGUUCGAGGAGGCUUUCAAGGGGCUUGAUCGCAGUUUGUGGCAUGUUUUCACGGAGCCGGCGGAGUUGGCGGAGAGGAUUGAUAUGUUGGCGACGCAGAGUGUGCAGUGA